UUCUUGAACCGGCAGCGUUUGGCACAUGUCUAAUCGGAUUUUCAGCACAUGCACGCUUCCCUUCGAGAAAUUUCUACGCUAAUUUAUUCAUAAUCAAACGAAACAAAUUGUCCGACAAAAUCCGCGAAAGAUGGCUAUGCGAGUACCCAACGCGCCCGGUAUUGGGCAGAUGCUGAAAGAUGGUGCAAAACAUUUCCAUGGUCUUGAGGAGGCAGUUUACCGUAACAUCGGCGCUUGCAAGGAGCUAGCGAAGACAACGCGGUCGGCCUACGGCCCCAACGGUAUGAACAAGAUGGUCAUCAAUCACAUCGAGAAGUUGUUUGUAACCAACGACGCGGCCACCAUUCUCAGAGAACUGGAGGUGCAACAUCCGGCCGCCAAGAUGCUGGUUCUUGCCUCCCAACAACAGGAGCAGGAGAUCGGAGACGGCACCAACUUUGUCUUGGUCUUUGCCGGGGCCCUCUUAGAAUACGCCGAAGACCUGCUACGCAUGGGCCUGUCCCCUACAGAAAUCAUCGAAGGUUAUGAGCUUGCCUUGAAGAAAGCGCUGGAAAUACUUCCAGAUCUGUCUUGCGGAUCUCUCAAAGAUCUCCGAGACGAAGCAGAGGUGACGCGGGCGAUCCGGACCACAGUCAUGAGCAAGCAGUACGGCAACGAAGACUACUUCGCCAGUCUCAUCGCCAAAGCUUGUGUUGCAGUUCAAACCAAGACUAAGACAUUCAAUGUUGACAACGUCAGGACUACCAAAAUUCUUGGGUCUGGUGUCCUGAGUUCUAGCGUGGUCCAGGGCAUGGUUUUCAAGAAGCACGUGGAAGGGACCCUGUCUAAAGUGGACAAUGCUAAGAUCGCGUUGUAUUCCUGUCCCGUCGACACCUCGCACACCGAAACCAAAGGCACAGUGUUGAUCAAGUCGGCCAACGAGUUGUUGAAUUACAGCAAAGGGGAGGAGAACUCCUUGGAACUGCAAAUUAAAUCCAUCGCGGAGGCCGGCAUUAACGUGGUUGUCGCCGGCGGCAAGAUCGGCGACAUGGCCCUCCACUUCCUGAACAAGUACAACAUCAUGGCGGUCCGGCUGAACUCCAAAUGGGACCUGCGGCGGUUAGGCCGCGUCGUCGCGGCCACGGCGCUGCCGCGACUCACCGCGCCGACGACCCAGGAGACCGGACACUGCGAUCACGUCUUCAUAUCGGAAGUCGGAGAAACGCCGUUGAUCGUUUUCAAACAAGAUAAUGAGGAGAGCAGUAUCUCCACAGUCGUCAUCCGAGGCUCCACCGAGAACCUGAUGGACGACAUCGAACGUGCAGUUGAUGAUGGAGUCAACACUUACAAGGCACUCACAAAGGAUGGCCGUUUGGUGCCAGGAGGCGGAGCCACCGAGAUUGAGCUAGCCAAGCGGUUAGCCUCCUAUGGCGAGACCAUUCCCGGCCUGGCGCAGUACGCUAUCAAGCAGUACUCGCAAGCCUUCGAGGCGAUCCCGAGGGCGCUGUCGGAGAACGCUGGGGUCAAGGCAACAGAGGUGAUGUCUAAGCUGUACGCGGCCCACCAGGAAGGGCAGCAGAAUGCUGGGUUCGACAUUGAGGCGGAAGGAGCCGAAAUCAAGGAUAUGUUGGAGGCCAACGUUGUGGACGCUUACCUGACCAAAUACUGGGGGAUAAAACUGGCCACUAGCGCGGCCGUCACGGUCCUACGAGUAGAUCAGAUAAUCAUGGCCAAGCCAGCAGGAGGACCCAAGCCCCCUAAGCAAGGCGGAAUGGACCAAGAUGACGAUUAGAAACAUUCACCACUUUGUCUCAACAAAAUUUGUCAUUAAAUGUCGUAGAUCUGUAAAGCUUAUUAUGCACUGUAUCUGAAAGAUAUGUGUUUCGGAUGGAACAUGUUUUGUCGUGGGGUUGCAAAAUGGGUCACAAACGUUGUUCCAAAAUGUUGUUAUGAUGGUCACAUUCGAGAACAAAUUUGAAAUUUUAUCAGUCUCCCAACUGUCUCUCAGUCAAAAAAAAUGUACACCAUUUGGGUAUCAGAAGUGAAUGUUUCAGCAGGCGUAACAGUGCAAGAAAACUAUUUUGGCCAUUUCCGAAACUCUGGCUACAGAGUGGCUGUGGCCGAGGAACCUGUGCUACGUGAAACGUUUGUGCAAUAGGCUCCAAUGCACAUGUACAUGUAUGUGAACUAAUUCAGCCCAAAUUGAUUCGAAGCUUUCAAAAACAUUUGCUUUCUAAAACUCAUAAAAGCGAAACCUGGACUGAAGCCGAAAUUUCACAAAUGGCGAGUGUACAUGAAAAGUGCCUUGUACACAAGCGCAGCUUUUCUUUCGGUCUACAGAGAGAAAAAGUUACAUUUUUUUUUCUUGUAAAGCACAAUUUUUUAGUGAAAUGUUUUUUGUUUUGGUAUUUUUUUUUCUAUUAAAAGCCAAGUAUUAUGAUGUGUGCAGUGAGUAAAAUGUGACUUGUCCAAUAUAAAAAUUAUCAAAUGUUAUGAAAAAAAAGCAUUGUGCAAUGCUAGCGAUAAUUGGGGAUUGCAAGAGCCAGCGUUGUUGUUUUACCAAUCAAAAAAUGUAAACAUUUUCACAAAAUGUUCCUGGAAUAAAAAAUCUGCAUCAAAUC
This is a messenger RNA of Patiria miniata (bat star), 2600 nucleotides long. RefSeq names its product T-complex protein 1 subunit theta-like (gene cct8). Gene Ontology annotation, cellular component: chaperonin-containing T-complex. NCBI's taxonomy places the organism in Eukaryota, Metazoa, Echinodermata, Asteroidea, Valvatida, Asterinidae. Gene Ontology annotation, biological process: protein folding. Bases 131 to 1771 code for a protein of 546 amino acids. Gene Ontology annotation, molecular function: ATP-dependent protein folding chaperone; ATP binding; ATP hydrolysis activity. The transcript has 13 exons. The record is from RefSeq and is a predicted model, not a curated record.